This is a messenger RNA of Tuber melanosporum (Perigord truffle), 1505 nucleotides long. RefSeq lists its product as uncharacterized. The transcript is spliced from 5 exons. The record is from RefSeq and is a predicted model, not a curated record. Lineage: Eukaryota; Fungi; Ascomycota; Pezizomycetes; Pezizales; Tuberaceae. Gene Ontology annotation, biological process: L-leucine catabolic process. Bases 146 to 1447 code for a protein of 433 amino acids. Gene Ontology annotation, molecular function: 3-methylbutanoyl-CoA dehydrogenase activity; flavin adenine dinucleotide binding.
CCCCAACAGACCAUUUCCAGCUGUUACAAACACCACCACCACCAUAUAGACACUACCGCCAUAAAUCUUCCUCCGUCUCACAGACCCACGAUCGAACCAUAUCACGAAAUAAAAUAAGGAGUGGAAAAAAAAGGGGGGGGGUAGCAUGUCCUCACUAUCAAUCUUAACCCGCUCAAUGCUCACCCGGAGAGUUGUGACCGCCUCACACCAGGCAAUUACAGGGCCAUUAUCAUGUCGUUUCGCCUCUACGAAGCAUACUAAGAACUUCGAACCACCCACCUCCGAUUUCCUAAUUGAACUUCGGGAACAAGUUCGGGAAUUCACUAAGCGUGAAAUCCCCGAAGAAUUCGCCGCUACGGUGGACCGCGCAAACGAAUUUCCAGAACCAAUGUGGCGCAAGCUCGGCGAAGCCGGCUUCUUGGGCAUCACUGCGGAAAAAGACUACGGCGGGCUCGAACUCGGCUACCAGGCGCACUGCGUCGUGAUGGAGGAGCUAUCCCGCGCCUCCGGCAGCAUCGGGCUCAGCUAUGCUGCACACUCGCAGCUGUGUGUGAACCAGCUCACGCUCAACGGGAGAGCCGAACAGAAGGAGAGGCUGCUGCCUGCUCUAAUUUCGGGUGAGAAGGUGGGCGCGUUAGCUAUGAGUGAGCAUUCGGCUGGUAGUGAUGUUGUCAGCAUGAAGUGCCAUGCGAAGGCGGUUGAUGGCGGGUGGGUGCUUAAUGGGACGAAGAUGUGGAUCACGAAUGCACGCAUUGCCAUUCACGGACCAGAUGCAGACGUAGUAGUAGUAUAUGCAAAAACUGACCCAGAAAAGGGAUCCAAAGGCAUAACCGCCCUCAUACUCGAGAAAGGCAUGGAGGGGUACACCUGCGCGCGGAAGCUCGACAAGUUAGGCAUGCGCGGCUCAAACACCGGAGAGCUAAUCUUCGACGACGUCUUCGUCCCCCACGCGAACCAACUCGGCCCGACGAAUAGAGGCGUGCGCGUGCUAAUGGAAGGCCUGGACCUGGAACGCCUAGUCCUGUCCGCCGGCCCACUGGGACUGAUGCAAGCAGCGCUGGACAUAACACUACCAUACGUCCACCAGCGCAAGCAAUUCGGCAUCCCAAUCGCGCACAACCAACUCAUACAGGCAAAGCUAGCGGACAUGCACACGAAGCUAUCCGCCGCGAGGGCGUACACCUUCGCGGCGGCUAGGAGGGUGGAUGAGGGCGUUAUCGAUACGAAGGACUGCGCCGGGGCGAUCUUGUUCGCGGCGGAUCGCGCGACGGAGUGUGCGCUUGAUGCUAUUCAGUGUAUGGGUGGGAAUGGCUAUGUUAAUGAGGUGCCGGCUGGGAGGCUACUGAGGGAUGCUAAGCUUUACGAAAUCGGCGCGGGAACGACGCAGAUUAGGCAUAUCGUCAUUGGAAGAGCGUUCAAUAAGGAGUAUGCUGAUCAGGUCAUUUAAAUCCUGCGCUGGAGUAGAAAGUGUACCGUUGCGUUAGAUGCCAACAAGUUACCUCCAA